AUGGAGUACCAUACAAAGAUCAGCUGGCAGAAGCAACUGGAAAAUCAAAUGGGAAACAUUAUGUUCGGUGGAGACCAGGCGAAAUUUCCAAACAACAUCGCACGACGUAUUCAACAGGUCGCGGUGAUGACCACAAAUAUUGAAACCGAGUUGCAGCUCUACGGGAACCGCAUAUUCUACUCUGCCGCCGAAUGCUGCGGAUUUAAACGGUUACCCCGCCGCCUGAAGGUCAGAAUAACUUGCUCGUGGAUGCGAGAGGUGCAACUGGCAGUUAACGAGAAGAAAGCAGCAUUCAAGAAAUGGCUUGCAAGCAAAGAGCUUUCUACUUGCGUGUGA
Messenger RNA from Soboliphyme baturini, 336 nucleotides. NCBI's taxonomy places the organism in Eukaryota, Metazoa, Nematoda, Enoplea, Dioctophymatida, Soboliphymatidae. The record is from the annotation of a GenBank genome assembly.